AUGGGCCAAUACGACAGAAAAGCCCAAUCGCAACGAAAACACGGCCCCAUCCUCAGCAGCGGCACCUCCAAAGCUCCCUCCCGUCCUCCACCAAUCGCAAAACCCGAAUGGCGAGGAAGUGGCUACACCAAAAAAGCGAAGCCGAAACCUCAUUUGGAUGCUCCCAAAUCCCAGCCUUUGGCUCAAGAUCAAUUUUUGCCUGUGGAAUUGCAACAAUUGAUGUUGAACAUUUUCAAAGAUGCGUUUGGGGAAAAAUUGAUGGAUUUUGAGGAGAUGAAGGGGUUGUUGAGGGAAGUUAAUGAGGCUGUUUUGGAAGGGGAGUGGGAGACGGCGUUGGGGACAGAGGAGAAGAGGGAGGCGUAUGCGGUGAGGUGGAGUCCCAGCCGAGCGCUGGCAUAUGCGAAUGUGUUGGCUGAGUUAUGCGAGGAGAGGUCUGAAGACGACUGGGUUUCUCGCAUAUCCAACAGCUCAUCAAGCAACACGACAAAAGCCAUCUGUUUUGGUGGAGAUGCUGCAGAGGUCAUGGCAUUCGCGGCAUUGCUUCGACAUUUACAACCUACGGCUUCUGGCAAACAGCAGCAAGAACUCGAUGCUUUGACUCCUGAUUCUGUUCCGGAAAACACCACUUCGUUACUGGAUCUUACACUCGUCGACUCUGCAGACUGGUCUUUUGUACUCGACAAACUAGUCAGGGCAACAACAACCCCACCACCACUUUCAAAAUAUGCAUCCGCAUCUGCCAGAGCAGCAAACACAGCUCUCCUCGCACCAUCAACCCUCUCCCUAAACUUUGCCCACCACGACAUCUUCAGUCUCAAAACGCCCCAAGUCAAAGAAAUGAUUGGAGAACAACCAAUCUUAUGCACUUUCUUCCUAACCCUGGCAAACCUCUACAACACCUCCAUCCCCAAAACCACAGCUUUCCUCUACAAACUGGAUUCCUUGUUGCCCAGCGGCAGUGUGGUGCUUGUCAUCGACACCAUCGACGCAAGCACAUCCACUCCAAUCCCUGAUUCCGAGGAAGUGACCGAUUACAGUGUUGCUUGGCUACUAUCUCGCGUACUACUCGGCAAACCCCAAGAACCGAUCAACACACAAGGAAAAGGCAAANAAGCAAUCGAGGAAGAAGCAGCAAAGAUUCCUGAACAGAGAUGGGAGAAAAUUGUCAAUGAAGAGAUGAAAAUCAAUAGAUUGGAUGAAAAGUUGAGAUACCCAGGAAGUCUCGAGAAUGUAAAAUAUCAGGUUUUGGGGUACAGGAGGCGGUAG
Molecule: messenger RNA, 1266 nt
Organism: Aureobasidium uvarum
Lineage: Eukaryota; Fungi; Ascomycota; Dothideomycetes; Dothideales; Saccotheciaceae
Source: the annotation of a GenBank genome assembly